AUGUUUUUUUAACAGGCAAAUGAGGUGACUGACAGUGCUUACAUGGGCUCAGAGAGCACGUACAGCGAGUGCGAAACCUUCACGGAUGAAGACACCAGCACACUAGUACAUCACGAGAUGCACGACGAAGUAGAAACGGAUAGUGCCAUCGACUCCACCGUGCACUCGGAGUUCACGGAUCCCAUCGAGGAGCCGGAGCAUGGAUCCCAUCCGCACGACCUGCCCCUGGGCUCGGACCUCAGCCACUCCAUCGUUACGGUCAUUAGCGGAGAGGAGCAUUUUGAGGAUUACGGAGAAGGGAAUGAAGCAGAUUUGUUCUCGGACAGCUUGUGUAAUGGGGAAAGCAGCUUUAAUAGCUCCUCGUUCCUCUCUCCCAGUCCACAUAAAAGGCUCUCAAGCAAGAAGGUGGCAAGACAGUUGCAUCAGACGAGCACGCUGUCCGUGGGGGUGAUGGAAGGGUCUUACCGGGAUACGCUGGAGUGUACAGAAGAGGACAUCACGGACAAGGUAGUCUUUCUGGAGAAGCGGGUGACGGAGCUGGAGAAGGACACUGCUGCUAAUGGCGAGCAGCACAGCCGCCUCAAGCAAGAAAACCUGCAGCUCGUGCACAGAGCAAAUGCUCUCGAGGAACAGCUGAAGGAGCAGGAGCUGAGAGCUGACCAAACACUCCUGGAGGAGAUCAAGAAGCAGAGGGAGCUGCUGAGCAAAAUGGAGAGGGAGAAGAGCAUUGAGAUUGAGAACCUGCAGGCCAGGCUGCAGCAACUGGAUGAUGAGAACAGCGAGCUGAGAUCCUGCGUCCCUUGUUUAAAAGCUAACAUUGAAAGACUAGAGGAGGAGAAGCAGAAGCUGCUGGAUGAGAUCGAAGACCUCACUGUGCAGCUCACAGAGGAGCAGGAGAAAAAGAGGAAGAUGGGGGACAAGCUGAGUCAGGAGAGGCACCAGUUUCAGAAGGAGAAGGAGUCGACGCAGGAGCUCAUUGAGGACCUCAGGAAGCAGCUCGAGCACUUGCAACUCUUCAAACUGGAAGCUGAGCAGCGAAGAGGCAGGAGCAGCAGCAUGGGGCUCCAGGAAUACAACAGCAGGACGCGGGAGACGGAGCUGGAGCAAGAGAUCAAGCAGCUCAAGCAGGAUAACAGGAGCCUGAAGGAGCAGAACGAUGAACUGAACGGGCAGAUCAUUAACUUGAGCAUCCAGGGAGCCAAGAACCUCUUCUCAGCCUCCUUCUCUGAAUCCCUGGCAGCAGAGAUCAGCUCAGUCUCCAGAGACGAGCUCAUGGAAGCAAUUCAGAAGCAAGAGGAGAUCAACUUCCGCCUGCAGGAUUACAUCGACAGGAUCAUCGUGGCCAUCAUGGAGACGAAUCCCUCCAUCCUGGAAGUGAAGUAAGGGCGGCCAAGAGCCGCCGGCUGUGCGCUCGUCGAUGGGUGUGGAUCUGGUGCUCUGAGAGGAUAAAGAGGGACUCGAAACGUCUUUGCUCUUGAUGAAGGCACAAGGAAGCAUCGCGUCAGAUUGGUGGGUGAAUUAGCCAGCGGACCAGGGAAAAAGAAAAUCGGCAGCAAUGCUUUGUUGUCUGACUCUGUUAUUUUGAAACCCUUCUGGUUUUGAGGGGUGAAAGGGAACCUGGAGAAGAAACACAGGCAACGGACAGCCGGAGGAAGGACCCGUAUCGGCCCCGCUACCCGUGAAGCUGGGAACUGUCCUGACAGCGGCGUCAGACCCUCUGGCGUGCGGGGUGCGAACAGGAGCUGUAAGGAGAGGAUUUCUCUGAACUGCGGGAUAACGGGACGGAGAAGGAAGCGACGGAGCUGAUGUUUUUUCCCUUGCUGCCCUGUCCCACCCAAGUAUCUGCUUUGCCAAAGUGUCCCCGACACACUCACUCACUGGGGCAGAUCUGGGAAAGAGGGAAACGUGUCACGGACUUGUAAAGGUGGUUUUUUGUUUUUGUUUUUUUUUUUUAAUUAAC
Molecule: messenger RNA, 1960 nt
Organism: Aptenodytes forsteri (emperor penguin)
Lineage: Eukaryota; Metazoa; Chordata; Aves; Sphenisciformes; Spheniscidae
Gene: RAB11FIP3
Product: RAB11 family interacting protein 3
Exons: 11
Biological process (GO): regulation of cytokinesis; endocytic recycling
Cellular component (GO): recycling endosome membrane; midbody; cleavage furrow
Source: RefSeq, a predicted model, not a curated record